Drosophila miranda is the source of this 4830-nucleotide messenger RNA. RefSeq names its product menin (gene Mnn1). Lineage: Eukaryota; Metazoa; Arthropoda; Insecta; Diptera; Drosophilidae. Gene Ontology annotation, biological process: regulation of transcription by RNA polymerase II; negative regulation of cell population proliferation; negative regulation of cell cycle. The record is from RefSeq and is a predicted model, not a curated record. Bases 1172 to 3529 code for a protein of 785 amino acids. Gene Ontology annotation, cellular component: chromatin; histone methyltransferase complex; nucleus. Gene Ontology annotation, molecular function: chromatin binding; Y-form DNA binding; transcription cis-regulatory region binding. The transcript has 3 exons.
AUUUUCGGCACGUGUCGGGUGUGCACACACUCUGCUGCAAAAAGGUAAACACAACGCAAUAAACGGAAUUUUUAUUUACGCACUCAAACGAAAUAAGCAAUUAAAUCGAAACGAAUUGGCGGCAAAUCAAGUGUGUUUUAAUAGUUAAGCAAAUGUUGAAUGAUUUCAUGCAGGAUUCAUAUAUAUUUCUGGCUAAUUGAGCAACUGCGUGUCAAGUGUAAAUUACUAGUGGGCGGGGGUGGCGGCGGUGCAGAGCAUUAACCAACCAAAAAGAAAUAAAAAGAAGUGUGAGGUGGAGGAGGAGGAGACAAGAGCAGGUCAAAGCAAACGAAACGCAUGUCAAGCGCGACAACCUGCCCAAAAGCCGAUUUCUGAUGACGUGGGCUGCAAAACGAAGGACAGCAAGCAGUCAAACGACGACGACAGGAUAUACACAUAUUUUCCAGUGCACACACACGCACACAAAAACACACACACACAGGAGUAUGCAACGCAGCAAACCAGUUGUUGUUGCCAAUAAGUGCAUAAAGUGAGCGAAAAUCCUGCUUCCAGAAUAACUGCACAGCAGAAGAGGAAGAGGAGAGAAGCAAGAACAGAAGCAUGGAAUAAAGGUGCAUAUCUGGAGAGGAGCUAAGAAAAGUUAAGAAUAAGUGCAUACCAGGAGGAGAAGGUAAGGCAUAACUGCACACAAGAAGAGAGCAGAGAGAGAGAGAGAGAGAAAGAGAGAGACAAGGAGUGCAAACACCUGAAGAAGAGCGAAGAGAGGCCAGGAAUAAAGUGCACAAUCACACACACACUUACGGAAAAGGAGCAAACACAGGCAAACACUAAGAAAAAAGCACAAAAAAAAACCCGAGAGAAAAAGUACAAGAAAAAGGGCCCACGGACGCGACGACACAAGGUGGAAAAGUAAAAAAGUUGUUUGUCAACUUGUUGGUCGCUCAAAUGUGGCAGCCACAAAGAGUGGCUGCUGGCUGGCUGUACAGCUACCAAGUGGAAUCCCAAUCCGAUACCGAAACCGUCGCCGAUUCCCGAUCCUCGAGUCAUUUCAAAGGCAGCAACGCCUGCGGCUAGAUCGAAACAGGCAACAGGCUUACUCGCACUCGCUCCGCUCCCCCUUUGGCAACACCCACGCGCAGCAACAGCUCCCGACCACCCCCUCGGCCGCACCAUGUCAACGGUCACGCGGAGUGCCAGCGCCAGCCCCAUGGCUCUCAAUGGCAUCAUCGACGCCAGUCUCUUUCCGCUGAGGUCCACCGCGGACGUAGUGAAUUUGUUCCGUCGCUCCCUUACCACCGGUAUUGAGCCCGAUCUGACCCUGCUCUCCAUCGUGGUGGGGUAUAUCGAGCUCUCGCUGACCACGGGAGAGGCGGCGUCUCAGGCGGCUGCCGCAGCCGCUGCCGCCGCCGCUGCUGCAGCAGCUGACAUGACGCAGACAGCGACAGGCGGUAGCGACGUGAUCAUGGGCAACAGCGUUCCCUUCCCGGUGGUGACCCACGAGCUGAUUGCGGGCCUGUACAAGAAGUUCCAGACAAUCCUAUCGGUGGUGGAGAAGCCAAAGCCACACCGCCAGGCCACGCGCGAGAUCAUCAAGAAGGUGUCGGACGUUAUAUGGAACUCGCUGAUCCGCAGCAGCUACAAGGAUCGGGCCCACUUGCAGAACCUCUACAGCUAUCUGUCGGGCAACAAGCUGGACUGUUUCGGUGUGGCCCUGGCCGUGGUAGCCGGCUGUCAACUGUUGGGUUAUAAGGAUGUGCGUUUGGCCAUCUCCGAGGACCAUGCCUGGGUGGUGUUUGGGCAGAAACGGGUGGAGACCAUCGAGGUGACGUGGCACGGCAAGGGCAGCGAGGACAAGCGGGGCCAGGAUAUACGCCCUGGGAUCGAGUCGGGCUCUUGGCUCUAUCUCGGUGGCCUGGCGGUGGUCUGCGAGCGUGGCAUGGAGGUGGCGGCCAUUUGUGCCGCUCUCAAUAUCUCUCUGACAGCCAACAGCGAUUGCGUGGAAGUGGCCGAUCUGCAGCAGCAAUUGCUGUGGCUCCUCUACGACCUGGGACAUCUCAAGCGGUACCCCAUGGCCUUGGGUACACUCGGCGAACUGGAGGAGAUCCAUCGGACGCAUGGCAGCAUCACCUGCGAGCAGCUUUACCGCGAGGCUAUCGACUCGGCGCGGACGCACUACCGCAACCACCAUGUCUAUCCGUACACGUAUCAGGGCAACUACUACAACCGUCUGCUCAAGUAUCGCGACGCCUUCGCCGCCUGGGCCAAUGCCGCCGACGUGAUCCGCCUGUACACGUAUCAGUGCCGCGACGACGAAGAGAUCUACAAGGAGCUGCUGGACAUAGCCAACGAGCUUAUCCCCUAUGUAAUGAAAACGGAGAGCUCAGGCCAUUCGGCACGCAGCAUUUUGCGGGAUGCUGAGGUCUUUGCCAAUCUGCUGCGCUUCUACGACGGCAUCUGCCAGUGGGAGGAGGACAGCCUGACUCCAAUUCUGCACAUUGGCUGGGCCAAGCCACUGGUCAAUAAUAUAACCAAAUUUGAUUACGAUAUACGCUCUCAGGUGGUCAUCAAGAUGCCCGAGGAUCUGGAGGCUGAGCAGGCACAAGCGGCCGCAUUGGAGGCUAAGGAAGCGGCGGCAGCCGCGGCAGCAGCAGCGGCUGCGGCAAUGGUGGCGGCCGGAGCAGAGGCUCUAGAAGGAAAUAACAACACCUUGAUAAAGAAGGACGAGAAGACAAAAUCUUCAGAGCUGCCGACGACAUUGGCUGAUCUGACCGCCGCCUGUGGCGAGAAGAUACUCAAUCCGGACUUUCUGCUUCAGGGCGGGGGUCAGCCUUUUGCCGAGCAAAAGCAGCAGACAUCAUUGGGGGACACGGAGAACACAGAGCCCCAUAACAACAACAACAAUAGCAAUAGCAAUAACAACAAUCACCAUAAUGCUGAGAAGGAGGCUACAAAAACUACAACUGCAGCAACAACAACAACCACAGCAUCAGUAACCACUAGCAAUGGAGGCAGUACAAGCAGCAGCAGCAGUCACUGCCACUCCGUUGCCAUCCAGUUACCAGUUACUAGUGAGGCAAGCCAUCAUGCUGGCCAAACCCAAACCCAAAUCCAAAUCCAAAUUCAACAACCACAGCACAAAGAAGCUAAGCCAGAGCCAGAGGCGACUGCACCCGAUGACUAUGAUCCCUUUGAGAUAAUGCUUAAACGUCCGGUGAUUGCGCUGUACAGCCAAAAGAUGAAGGGCCUCAAGGAUCUGCUGCUGGCCGAGAAGCUCAAUACGCACGCCAUAUCGCUGCAGGUCACGGCCCAGUCGGUGGCCUCGCGGAAGGUGCGGGGCGUGGCCGAGAAGCAGUCGGCGGCGACCAUAUCUGCCACCAUCACGGUUGCAUCAUCAUCGUCGUCCACAGAGGGUGGUGUCGGGGGUGGAUCUGGAGGCAGUGGAUCUGCAGGAGGGGCCUCUCUCGGGGCCUCAUCGCCAGGCGGGGAUUCAAUAGCCGCCUCGCGGCCGAAGAGAACGCGUCGCGAAUAAACUUUGUUGUCCUGUAUCUAUGUAAUGCAGAAAAAACCUUUAUUAUCCAUAUUCGAGUAUAUACAUAGCAUACAUAUGUACAUAGGAUGUAUGCCUGUAUGUCAUAUUUUUGAUGUUCGAUGUGUAUUUAUGUAGUUCGUAAGCGCAAAAGAAAUCCGUUAGAGAACGCCUAGCGUUUUAAAAGCAAUAUAAAAAAAAACUAAAAAACUUAAAGGCAACAAACAAAAUUGUAAAAGGAUUAAACCCUAUAGACCGAUCCAGACAGAUCCAUUAACAGACGAUCCACACACAGACACACACAAAAUGAAGGAAGCACUUGAAACGAUAUAAGCUAUGCUAAGUAUUUAUAAUGUAUUUUUAGCUGUUAUACUUGUACUCUUUGUAUUUAUUGCUAUCUAUCUCUCGUAUCCCCCACUUCCUGCAGAUUUGUAUGUUUUAUUGAUUGUUUAAGCGUAACUUUAUUGGUGCUCUACUUUGAAAACGAGAAACAGAAAACAGAAACAAUAUAUAUUUAUGUAUUUACUUGAAUGCAUUUUAUUGAGGCUAAGCUGUUUGAUUUUCCACUCUACAAAUGUACUAUGUAUAUCCCUCGCACCCACGCCCUGUACUGUACUAUAUAAGGAUGGAACAUACACAUAUAAGUUUUUUUUUUUUUGUUCAAAACUUUGUUACACACAAGAAACAGAAAGAUGACCGGAAUAGAAAAACGAAAGAAAUAAUACAUAUUUAACACUUCCUCUCUAUAUGUGAUACAACACUUUUUCUAGAAAAGCUUUCAUAUUAUAUCUUAUAAACCUACUACUACAUAGAAUAUACCUAAAUCACACUCCCCCACCCCACUUGAAACAGAGACAGACACACACACAUCAGUUCUGCUGUCCAGGCGCACUUGUUUUAGGGAUAUACUCAUAUCCCAUCUAUAGAUAUAUAAUAUCCCUGUACUUCUUCAGCCUCCCCCCCCAACCACCAAACCCCUCACCACACCCUCCCAAUUAGCAAACGCAAUUAUGAAGCAUGUCAAAAUGUAAUUCACAAAUUGGAGCUUGUAACAAAUUGUUAAAUGAUGAUAAUAAUUGCAUUCAAUUCGAUUUUGAUUUGAUUUGUGCGUAGAGCAUCUGUGAUGAAUAAUAAUGUUUAGAGACAGCGUGAGAGAGAGAGAAAGAGAGAAAAGUGAGAGAUGGCCAGCCCGAACACACAAAAACUGAACAACAAUAUAACUAAUCAAUGUAUGGUGUUUUAUUCCUCAUAUACGAGUAUAUUGUACAACAAACAACACAUUACACAAAAUCAAAAAAAAAAAA